CAGCGCCAUCUACGUUGAAUGAAUGAUCAUUGAGUUGAUUGAGAAAGCGUGAGCUACUUCAUACAGAAACGGCACCAUGACAGACGCCGGAUUUUUCCGCGGCACCAGUGCCGACCAAGACAAUCGCUUCACAAAUAAGAAAAAGAAGCUGUUGAGAUCGCUCAAGUUCAAUCCUAUUAUGGAGAGAAAGGUGAGCAUGAGCAAGGUCAACUUGGAUACACUAAAACCAUGGAUUACAACGAAAGUCACCGAGAUGCUUGGAGUGGAAGAUGAUGUCCUCAUCGAGUUCAUCUUUAACCAAUUGGAAGAAGAACAUCCUGACCCGAAGGACAUGCAGAUCAACCUGACAGGAUUCCUCAAUGCCAAGAAUGCCCUGGCUUUCAUGACGGAACUGUGGGAACUGCUCACCAGUGCUCAGGAGAACAUCGCCGGCAUACCAGCUCCGUUUCUUGAACAGAAGAAAGAGGAAAUCAAGAAGAGACAGCAAGAGCAAGAGCGGAUCCAGGCGGAGCUGAGCAAGCUCAAGGAAGGCACAGAGGUCCAGGGUGAUGGAGACAGGACAGAGAAGAGACGGGGAGACAAAGACGAGAAGGAAGAUGUCAAUGGAAGCGGUGACAAGAAAUCUCCAGAUGAAUCGAAGCCAGCACCGAGAUCAGCUAAAUGGGACUGGGAACCUCGCCCAGAGGGUAAGAAUGAUCCAUCAAAAGAUGACAAAGAAGGGGACAAUUCCCCACAUGCCUCUGCUGAUGGUGACGCUGACAGAGCCAAGGAUAAGGAGAAAUCCAGAUCCAAGUCGAGGUCCAGGUCUAGAUCCAGGUCUCAUUCUGGUACACCCCCUCCUAAGAUAGAAGACAAAGGAACACCAUCUCCUCCUCCUGUUGGGAUUGUGAAACCUGCAGAUAAAAGGAGAUCUAAGGAUGAUGAGAAGGAUAGCAGUGAUGAUGAACAAAGGAGAAAGAGACGAACUUCAUCUCCAGACAGACACAGACGAAAGAGAAGUGCCGACCGGAGACGAAGGUCAAGAAGUAGAUCAAGAUCACGACAUAGGUCAUCUCCACGACGACGUGAUAAGAGGUCAAGGUCUAGAUCUCGCUCCAGGGAUAGGAGGAGGGACCGACGAUCCAGGUCUCGUUCUAGGGACAGGCGUAGGGAUUUCAGAAGGAGGUCUAGAUCAAGAUCAAGACAAAGACGGAGAACACCUAGCCCCCGCAGAAGAUCACCACCACCACGUCGGAGAUCACCAAGGAGAUCACCUGAGCGACGGCGUAGACCGUCUCCCCCACGCAGGUUAAGAAGGUCCCCUAGGCGGAGUAGGUCACCAAAGAGGGGACCUAGGCGUCGUUCACCGUCCACCUCUCCAUCCGGGAGCUCAUCUGGAAGCUCGCGCUCUCGCUCCCGAUCUCCACUAAGGAAAUCCAGGGUGGGGUCAAAGAAAAGACCUUCCCCAUCUCCAGUGAAGAAGGAAACCAAGAGAGGUCGAUCAUCAUCAAGUGGUUCAUCUAGGUCUCCUUCUCCUAAGAUGAAAGAUGAGAAGAUUGAGGAUAAGAAACGAGAUGAUUCUAUGUCCCCUCCUCCCAAAGAUUCUACUAAGAAGAAGGAUGAUGAUUCCAGUGAUGAUGAUAAGAAGGGCAAGGAUCACUCAAGCAGUGAUGAAGAGGACACAAAACCAUCUCCAGUGAAACAAAGCCGUUUCCCUAAACGUCAGUACCGACGCCGCUCACCAUCCAACUCGUCCGAUUCAGAUUCAGAAGAUGAGAAAGACAAAAAGAAGAGAAAGAAUUCAAGGUCACGCUCCCGCUCUCCAGAUGAUCGCAGGAGAAGACGGUCACCACCAAGACGUAGGAGAUCACCUUCUCCCCGUCGUCGAUCCCCUCCAAGAAGAUACAGCCCACCGAGACGCCGCCGAUCACCUCCAAGGCGCUCUCCACGUCGAUCACCACCAAGGCGGCGUAGAAGUCCAACUCCUGACAGACGGAGGCGUAGUCCUGAGAGACGCAGAAGGAGCCCAACACCAGACAGAAGACGGCGUCGUUCCCCAACACCUGAAAGGAGAAGACGACGUAGCCCUACACCCGAAAGACGCAGACGUAGUCCAACACCUGAAAGACGCAGGCGCAGUCCAACACCUGAAAGACGCAAACGCAGUCCAACUCCAGAGAGGCGAAGGAGAAGCCCUUCUCCAGAAAGGCGUAGACGAAGCCCCACCCCUGAAAAGAGGAGGCGUAGCCCAACCCCAGAGAAGCGGAAUAGGAGUCCAAGUCCUCGCAAGAGGUCUGCAGAUGGUCGAAGGACAAGUCAAAGUCCUGACAGACGGAGGCGAGUAUCUUCCCCCGACAUUAGGAAAAGAACCUCAUCUGCUGAAAAACCACGCCGUAGCAGAUCACCAAAACAUCGUCGUAGCAUGACUCCUGAGGACUCUAAAUCAAGAAGGCAAAGUCCUCCAAGGGGAAAGCGUGAUGAUGCUUCUCCAGAUGAGAGACGCAAGUCCCGCAAGAAAGCUGUCUCAGAUGACAGCUCUGCAGAGAGCAGUGCAGAUGAGAAAGAACAGUUGAGGAAAGGCCGGGACAGCUCCCGACAAAGUCUUGAAAAUCUGAGAGUCAAAGAAAGGAAGCAAGACAGUGAUGAAGAUAGCGACAGUCCGAGUCCACCAAGGAAGAAAGAGAGGCGUAGGAGAGACUUAUCAAGGGGUGAUUCAUCAGAUAAUGCGUCCCCAGAGAAGAGACCAAGACCAAGUCAGGAGCAGCAAGACGAUGACAGCGAUUUCUCCCCAUCACCUCCCCCGAGAAAACAACCAUCUCCAGAACCAAUGUCUCCAAAACGCAAGGAUAGAGGUGGCGAGAAGAAGAAAAAGAAGAAGAGAGAAAAAGCUGAUAGUGAUGAUGAGAGUGAAGACGAUAGAAAGAUGGAUGUUGACCAAGAGAAGGAAAGUCCAAAGGUAAAGAAAAGCAAGAAAAGAGGAUCAGUAGAGGUGACAUCUGAAGAGUCAGAGAAUGAGGUAGAAGAGCGUACUUCGAAAAAGAAAGAGAAGAAGGAGAAGAAGAAACACAAGAAACACAAAAAGCACAAGAAACAUAAGAAACACAAGAAGCAGAAGAAAGAAGAAAUGCAGGAAUCUGAGAGUGAUGGAGAGGAAAAAGAACGUCUUCUUCGAGAGCGAGCACUGAUGUCCAUGAGCAAGAGACAAUCGACAGAUUAGGAGCUUUUCUUUAAAAUAUCAGACAAGUUAAUUAGAUUUUAAUGAAUAAUUUUGUACAUUAUAUUCCAUGUUUCACCCCCAAAUAAUGAUUGCUUUUCCUUUUUAUUGUACACAUUGAAUGAAAUCAAAUUCCAUUCCACCUAUUUUUGUUGGUCAAAAGAUGAUAUGGUUUGGUCAAUUUGGAAAGGGAGGAGCCCUGUGUUAUGAAUGAAUCAGGUUGUUGUGCAGUGACUUACAUGGCACUCAAGAACAGAGAGUGAUGUAUUGUCACAUGACAUAGGAAGUCUUCCGCAAAAAUCGGAGCAGCCAAACAGUAGCUGUGUGAUCUAUCCAGAGCAGACCAAGGGUGGAAUUGCUGUUCCAACUCCCCAAGUUUCGAGUCAGACUACUCUUGUCAUGUAAAAAUAUAUUUAUCUCUUGCAUUGAUGAAUUUGACCCCGGAGCAUUGUAGUGGUCAUAACUGGGUGGCAUUUUAACAGAUUAUGGAUUGAGAAAGGGAUGUUGCUAUGUCACAGAAUAAAUUACCCUUUUUUUGACAUACUUGAAGCCCCCCCUCCCAUCUGCACCCGCACUAAAUUGGUCAAUCAUACCCCCUGUAUGUCGCUGUGUAAAACUCCCUGAUGUCGGUGAUCAAUAUUAGAACUGCAUUUGUAAUUUUGAACUUGAUUUUUUUUUCUAAAGUAUCAGGAUUUGAGGAGUACUUAUCUGAAGACUCUUUGGGUAACAAAUGCUGCCAUUCGAUUUUCAUUCAUUUAGAUUAGGCCUAAAAAUCAUUGACUUUUUUUAGCAGACCUGAAAUAUAAAAAAUACCAUGUUUUGUGAGAAAAUGUCAAGCUUUGGCAAAAAUUUGCUCAAAUUUGUACUCAAUGGCUUGACCCAAAGAAGACUGGGAGGGGGGGGGGAACUUGAAAGUGAAGUUAGCGAGCAACGCGGUAAAAAUUAUGCGCUGCACAUUUACCGCGGAAAAUGUUGACAAACCGAGUAUUCACUGACUUUUUACUUUCAAGUCUCGUGCAACUUUUCAGACCAUGACUGCGACUCCCAGGUACGAGGUUGCGAAAUUUACGCAACUUUUUGUAAGUGCAUGCAGACCCAUAAUUUACUCAAAAACGUGAAUUUGUGUACAAAUCCAAUGCAAAUAGGGAUUUUAGACAAAAUUCAUAAAUGUAUCAUUUCUUCAUUCACUGAUUGAAAUCAAUAAUUCCCAUCUUGUUAAUGGUCAUAAUAAAAUCCUUGACAAUUCCCAUUGAAUAAACAAAAAUGAGGAAAACAAAGAAAUACAUCAGAAAUUUAGAAAAAAUUAAAAUACGUAAGAAAAUAGAUAUGAUGUUGAAAUUUUUAAAAAGUACAUUAGGUCAGAUCCCUGUAAAGAGUCUUUGUACCAAAAAUAAGCAUUUUAGGGGCAUUAUUUAGUUAAGUAGAGCCAACUUGAUUUUAUGCAUAAAUUAGCAUAAUUAGCAAUGAGAUUUUUCGCAGAAUUUGGUUUUGUAGAUUAUGCCAUGGGUAAUGCAUGUGCCAAUUUUCAUCGCGAUUGCGCGAUCGAUGGCCUGAAUCAGCCCCCGCCCCCAGUCUUCUUGGGGCGUCAAAAUUGCCCAGUCUAUUUAUGGUUAAAGAAUUCACUUAAAUAUGUAUUUUGACUGCAUAAAUACAUCAUACCCACUUAAAUAUGUAUUUUGACUGCAUAAACACAUCAUACCAUGCAUGUAUUUUGUGAAGCAAAAGUGUAUAUAUAUCAAGAAA
Lytechinus variegatus (green sea urchin) is the source of this 4936-nucleotide messenger RNA. RefSeq names its product serine/arginine repetitive matrix protein 1-like. Bases 77 to 3196 code for a protein of 1039 amino acids. The record is from RefSeq and is a predicted model, not a curated record. Gene Ontology annotation, molecular function: RNA binding. The transcript has 15 exons. Gene Ontology annotation, cellular component: spliceosomal complex. Gene Ontology annotation, biological process: regulation of mRNA splicing, via spliceosome; mRNA processing. NCBI's taxonomy places the organism in Eukaryota, Metazoa, Echinodermata, Echinoidea, Temnopleuroida, Toxopneustidae.